UCAACUGUGCAACUCAUAGCUAGCUGGAACUAAUUUAACCAGAUAUAGUUUGAUCAAUCGAGCUAGCCAGAGCAACUGAUCUGGUGAUCAUAUAUAGUCAUGGAUAGCAGCAGCUGGAUCCAUGGCUACACAAACGCCAACGCCACCGGCGCCAACAGCGGCUUCAUGUGCGGCUACGCUGCCAGCCCAGUAGAGUUUCCGCAGCAGCAACAGCUGGUCAGCUCGCCGAUUCAGCAACACCUCAACCAGAUCAGCAUGCAGAUGGGCAUGGAUGACGAGUCGGCGGUGUACGACGGCGCCUCCAUGGUGGGCGACCUCCUCAUGGCUUCCUCGUCGGCGCACCACGCCGGUGCCGGCAGCUUCCAGUACUCCUCGUCGACGACGUCCUCCUCCGCCUCCUUCCGCUCCGCCUCCGUCUCGUGCAACCCGGAGAGCUCGGCGGCGGCGGCGCCAGAGUUGCCGGCGGCAACCGGCGGCGCGUUCAGUCGCUACGCGCGGCACCUCCGCCCGAGGAGGCCACCCAAGCCGGGAGCGUGCGGGCAGAGGAUGUUCAAGACGGCCAUGUCGGUGCUCGCCAACAUGCACGUGGCGGCGACGUACCGCCGCCAGUACUACUACCAGCAAGCGGCGGCGGCGGCGGCGGCCGAGGCGGCGCCGGCGCCGCCGUCCGACAACCAGCUGCAGCACAUGAUCUCGGAGCGGAAGCGGCGGGAGAAGCUCAACGACAGCUUCGUCGCCCUCAAGGCCGUCCUCCCUACCGGCUCCAAGAAAGACAAGGCGUCGAUACUGAUCAGGGCAAGAGAGCACAUAAAGUCUCUCGAGUCAAAGCUGUCGGAGCUGGAGGAGAAGAACCGGGAGCUGGAGGCGAGGCUAGCCAGCCGCCCCGCCGCCAAGAACGACAAAGGCGAGACGGCGGCGGCGGAAGCCGGCGACGAGACGAAGCGAGAGGACCUAGUAGAGAUCGAGGUGACGACGACGAGCGGCGGCAGCGGAGCGGCGGCUGCGGCGGCGACAGGAGGAGAUCAAGAGACUUGUUGCACGCUCAACGUGGACUUGCGCGGCGGCGGCGGCGGAGGCAUGAGCACGACGGACGUUGUGCUCCGGACGCUGCAGUGCCUGAGAGAGCAGAUCGGCGACGGCGCCAGCCUCGUGGCGAUGAGCACCAGCGCCGGCUCCGGCGGCCGCCCUCCUAGUGCAAACCUAACAUUACAGCUCAAGGUAUAACUAACUAACUAAUUAAACAUUUUCUUAUUGAAGUCAAACGCCAAAGCUGUCUCACACCUCGUUGAUCAGAAAAAAGAAAAAGAAAAGAAAAGAAGAAAUUUCAUGUACAUUAUUGACGGUAUGAUUGUACACAUUUUUCUCUCUAAGAUAAUGGAAAACCUUAUACACAUACUCAUACUUUUUUUAGAUAAUGGAAUAAAACAUUCCGGCCUUGCAAAGUAUCACUCUAACGAAGAGUGUAGUUCAAAAUAAAAAUAAACACACCCAACAAAAUAAAAGACCAAAUCAAGAUAAGGAGUACACAUUUAUUCAAAUCUAUUUAUAAAUCUCCAUCUAUAUUUUGCAGAAAGUUACAUAACUGUCGUCUCAAGCCUAAGACAUGCAACCUUCAUAAGCUCUCCAUCAUCUUCAUACUUUUGCAGUUGUACCCAACAUCGGAGCCAAUAUGUUGCUCUGAAAAUUACCUGUAAAUAUGAGAUAGAUGGUGAUUUGUCAAAUACCAUAUCAUUUUUACUCAA
Molecule: messenger RNA, 1742 nt
Organism: Oryza sativa Japonica Group (Japanese rice)
Lineage: Eukaryota; Viridiplantae; Streptophyta; Magnoliopsida; Poales; Poaceae
Molecular function (GO): protein dimerization activity
Source: RefSeq, a predicted model, not a curated record